AUGAAACGACUCACUCUUUCUAAACCUUAAGUAGAAAGAAAAUUCAACUAACUAGCUCUAGUUAUUCUACUUGUUUUGUGUUUCUAAGGAGUCAGAGCUUAGACAGCAAAAACACUAGAAUAAUUCUUGGAUUUAGAUGAGUGUAAUGUUAAUUAUGGGCUAGCUCUUUCAUUUUAAAUCACUUUAUUUUCUUAAAAACUUUAUGAUUGCAACAUCCUUGAUGAAAAUAUUAAGGAUUAUGAAAAUAGAUUAGAUUCUUUAAGUUAGAAAUAAUUGAUGCAUUAUGAUAUUUAUAAAGCAUUUUAAUUAACUCGCAAAGGACAUAAGCUAGAGUUUGGAAAAUCUAACUUGCCAGAAUACUUUUUAUACAAAAAAUUCACCAAUAUGGCCAAAUGUGGUGAUUAUAAAAUUUUUUAAAAACUUGGAUACAACUUUAAUGAUUGUGAUUAUUGUGUGUAAUCUUCCAAUUGCAGCAAAAAAGAAAAAUAAAAAAAUGAAAAAACUAAUACAUAUGGCCCAUUGAGAAUUUAUUCUGUACGAGAAACAUAUGUUGAAGCAUUCUAACUUUUAUGGAAUUGCAAUAACCCUAACAAUUAAGUUGAAGUAACAGGAGUAUACGAUGAAACUACUGAAAAAUAACUUUUAUAAACUAAUGCAUAUGGAUUUGAUAAAGUAUGUAUGAUGUGCGAAGUUGAAAAUUGUGGUGUUUGCUCUAAAAACUAUUCUGAAUGUUUUGAAUGUAAAUAAGGAUAUAUUUUAAACGAUAAUGUUUGUAUUAGAUGUCCUUUAAAUAAUUGUACAAAAUGCUCUUAAACAACAGUCAAAUCUUUCACUUGUGAUGCAUGUGAAAAAGGGUUUUAUUUACAUGAAGGUGAGUGCGUACAAAAAUGUCCUCCUGAUUACAAUAAUACAUAAACUGAAUGUAUUAAGUGUAAAUCAGGUACUUUUUUUUAAGGAGAAACAUGUGUUGAAUGCUCUAAAUUCUGUAAAUUAUGCACAGGCCCUGAUUCUUCUUAAUGCUAGUAAUGCUCUGAAGGAUUUGUUUUCAAUAAACUAAAUGAAUGUAUACUCAAUGAUUUCGAUUUGAAUCCUUCAUUUAAGCCAAAGAAAUUUAUAGAUCCAAGAACAAAAACUGAAAAAGAAUGCAAUUUCUCUUGUGAUGAAUGUAUUGAUUCUUCUGAUCUUUGUAUAAAAUGCAACCCUGAAUUAAAUUACUACAUAAAAGAAGGAGAUAGGUUUAGAUGCUAUAACAGAUGUCCUCUUUACUUUGAACCUAGUUAGUCAACUUAAGAUCCAUUAAAAAAGUAUAUAGAGUGUGUGAAGAGUGAAAACUAUACAUCUGAUCUUGAAGAAGCAGAUAAAAUAAUAAAUGAGGCUAAAAACAGAUGCCCUAAAUAGCAAUACUGGGAUGUUGAGAGUAAAUAGUGCUACAAAUGCACUAAUAAUUGUAUUUCUUGCAAUGAUAAAUCAAAUUGCCUUGAAUGCGAACCUGAUUAUUACUUGAAUGAUAAUAGCUAAACAUGCUCUCCAUGUCAUCCAUCUUGUCAAAAAUGCACAGGUCCUCUCUCUAGAGACUGUUUGUUUUGUUCUAGUGGAGAAAGAUUAUUUCCCGAUUAAAAUGGAAUUUGUGAAGAAAAUGCUACUGACAUUUUACAAUAGUAAAAAAUUCUCUCUCAAAAUGAAAUUUUUGGAAAUUUGUAAGUUUGCAAGUAAUUAUUAAACUAAAAGCGAAACUAUUCAGUAGAAUUUUCAUAAAAAUUUUCAAUCAAUGAUAGUAAAUGGGAAAACAUUAUAAUGAUGUCUAAAAAUUCAUGUACAUUCUUAGAAUUUUAAAAUCGUUACAAAUAUUUCUAAAAGAACAAAUAAAAUUGUGAGGACAAAGAAAUAUCUUAAUCUACUAUAGGAAAGAAUGGAGAUUUAGUUGCUAUUUACUCAAUGCUCUUAUCACAAUCAAGAGCCUAAAUUUCUUCAAACCAAGUUAAUCCUUAAACAUUAGUGGAGUAUGCAAUUAAGGAAAAUUUCUUUAGUUCUAGCUAUCUUUUUUAAAUAACAACUCCAACUUUCGCUUGCAGUAAUCUCUAAUGCAUUUCUCAAUUAGAUAGUUUACUAUAUGGCUUUUCUUCUAGUGACAACAAAAAGGAAAUCACUAUAAAAGUAGUAAAAGAAAUAGUCCUUACCUCUGAAAAUCAAACUCCAUUAAAUUGCUUCAAGGGUGGCUAGCAAGUUAACUAAAAUACUGUUGAAGAUAUCGAAAAAAUUGUUAAUAAUUCCUAAUACACAUUAAAUACUGGUUCAAAGCAAUAUUUUAUAUUAUAUGCAUGUGGAAAAAGCUAACAAGGUAGCUUUGCUUAAAAACCUUUCCUUGUGUAAAAAUAUUUAGGAAAUGGUUUCUUUGAGGUGAUAAAUGUAAGUAACCCAUUGCCUUCUUAAGUUGAAGUUAUAAGUUUAUAUGGUGCUUCAAAUGAUGCAUAUUAAGUUUAAAAAGUGAGUAUUGUCUAAGUUGUUGAAUCAAAUCUAAAUGCUGACAAGUCGGAAUUAAUGUUCUAGUAAUACAACAAUAAAGUUGAAAGCUCAAAUACGGAUCCUGCUAAAUGCACUUGUGUUGAAACAAAAGACUACAUUCUUGCAAACGAAAACUAAAGCAAUCAAUUUAUAACUGUUAUUACUCCUCAAAAUAAAAUUUUAACUGAAUCAAUUAAUGUCAAAAGCAUCAACCACAUUUUAAAGAAAUAUAAAAUAGAUGCAGAAAUUAUGAAGACAAAUCGUCUAUCAAUAACUAAAAUACAAGCUGAUAAAAUAUUUUAUGAAUACAUUCAAGAAACUGUUGAAAGUGCAAAAAAAUGCUAUGGAGUUAGCAAUUCAACUCCUUUAUGCAUGAUAAACGUUUUGGCAGAUUUACUCUUCUCUAAUAAUCUUCAGUGUUUUUAUUCUUAAUAAAUAAAAAGCUAUGUUAAGAAUUCUGAUUUUAGAGGGCUAAAUGAUUUUAUUAAAAAAUAAAGUUGGUGUAAUCGUUAUUAAAAAAGAUGUUUAAAAGCUCAAUAAACUAUGAAAAGUUGUAUUUGA
Tetrahymena thermophila SB210 is the source of this 3063-nucleotide messenger RNA. RefSeq lists its product as hypothetical. Gene Ontology annotation, molecular function: lysozyme activity. The transcript has 10 exons. The record is from RefSeq and is a predicted model, not a curated record. NCBI's taxonomy places the organism in Eukaryota, Ciliophora, Oligohymenophorea, Hymenostomatida, Tetrahymenidae.